AUGAGUUCAGUGCAUGUAAAAAGUAACAAAAUUGCAUUCAAGAAUAUUUUAGUCAGACAUGGGUCAUUGGACAAGAUUAAAUGCUGUGCAUAUUCAACAUUAGAGUCCAUGUUCGCGAAGAAAGUCGUGCUUAUAAAUAUUUUAGAGGACACAAUGAACUCAUCAAAAGAGCUCAUCCAGAAGCCUGUUAAUAUUAUUAUAGUACCCUCGAUCCAAAUAUUCUGUGUUGCUAUGUCUAUUUUAAUAAAUUUGAUAAGGAAUCAAAAGUUUGUCGGGGGAUUGUCGUUUGAGAAGUUGGAGAAAUUUAUCAUUGAAUUUAAUCAAUUGAAGGCACUGCGCCAACGUAAUUUGUGCAAAGUUGAGAGACAGACAGAGAAUAAAGAGACUGAUAAGGUUGAAUUAACGACAGAGACAAUUCCUUCAAAAAUUACUAGGAAUGAUGAUGAUGAGAUAUUUUAUGACUGCAACGAGGAAGAGAUAACAGAUAGAAAGACUGAUAGAUUUUUAAAAACCGCUUCAUAUGCAAGCAUCGUUUACAUUUAUGCUCAACUCUCAUUACUCGUUUAUCUCGCUGGCCUAUCAACAUUAAAAUUAGGAAUUCUAUUCAUGUUCGUGUGCGUUGCAGCUAUAGCUUAUUUUCUAAUAAAGAUGUCAUUUAUGAAAAAAUCACAAUCGUCAAGGAGAUGCAGUCGAAGACUAAAGGCAGUGAAGCAGAAAUUAUUUGGCAAGGCAUUAACCUUUAGUCCAAUUACAUGCGUUCUUCCACAAAUAAAGUUCAGCACAUGUGCUGGAAAAUUCCCAAAUGAGAAGCAAAAAUCAUUGUGA
This is a messenger RNA of Chironomus riparius, 825 nucleotides long. Lineage: Eukaryota; Metazoa; Arthropoda; Insecta; Diptera; Chironomidae. The record is from the annotation of a GenBank genome assembly.